AUGAUGCUCAAUUCAGACCAGACGGAAAUCGACGUGCCCCCGUCUCACUCAGAGACAGAGUCAGUUUUUAGCGACUGUGGUGGGGGCGGUGGCCGUGGGGCUGGAGUGGAGGAGGCCGGCGGCAUCAGCUUGUGUGCCCAAUCCCGGCUAGCGGAGCCGGGCGAGGCUCUGAAAAAGGACCUGCAGCACCUGAGCCGAGAGGAGCGGCGGCGGCGGCGGCGUGCCACGGCUAAGUACCGGACAGCCCACGCCACACGGGAGCGCAUCCGCGUCGAGGCUUUCAACAUGGCCUUCGCCGAGCUGCGCAAGCUGCUGCCCACCCUUCCCCCUGACAAGAAGCUCUCCAAGAUCGAGAUCCUCAGGCUGGCCAUCUGCUACAUCUCCUACCUGAACCAUGUGCUGGACGUCUGA
Messenger RNA from Emys orbicularis (European pond turtle), 411 nucleotides. It is a transcript of the gene NHLH1, whose product is annotated as nescient helix-loop-helix 1. Lineage: Eukaryota; Metazoa; Chordata; Testudines; Emydidae. Gene Ontology annotation, molecular function: protein dimerization activity; RNA polymerase II cis-regulatory region sequence-specific DNA binding; DNA-binding transcription factor activity, RNA polymerase II-specific. The coding region runs from base 1 to 411 and encodes 136 amino acids. The transcript has a single exon. Gene Ontology annotation, biological process: regulation of transcription by RNA polymerase II. The record is from RefSeq and is a predicted model, not a curated record.